Messenger RNA from Rasamsonia emersonii CBS 393.64, 1911 nucleotides. RefSeq lists its product as uncharacterized. NCBI's taxonomy places the organism in Eukaryota, Fungi, Ascomycota, Eurotiomycetes, Eurotiales, Trichocomaceae. The record is from RefSeq and is a predicted model, not a curated record. Gene Ontology annotation, biological process: amino acid transmembrane transport. Bases 1 to 1911 code for a protein of 636 amino acids. Gene Ontology annotation, molecular function: amino acid transmembrane transporter activity. Gene Ontology annotation, cellular component: membrane. The transcript has 10 exons.
AUGGCGGAGCAGCGCCCGCCAGUCAAGUAUCCAAAGCUCAGGCAGACCCUCUACGGAUUCCAGAUCUUUCAAGACAACCGAUAUGGAUCACAGUUCAUCGUCCUCAGCGCCGUCAUCGGCGGCGGCAUCUUCAGCAACAACGGCGAAGCCCUGGAGGUGGCCGGCCCCGCGGGACUUCUCCUGUCUGUCGGCGUGAUCGGCAUCGUGGCGAUUUGCGUCGGCGAAAGCAUCGCCGAGCUGGCGCAGCAGUUCCCCGUCUACAAUGCCAUUGUCGAGUAUGUGCGCGUGUUUGUCGAUGAGGAAUUGGGGUGGGUUGUUGGGGUUGCGUAUUGGUAUACGUUCGCUUCCGUCUUUGCAGUCCAGAAUCUCGCUGCUGCAAACCUGUCGCAGUACUGGGGGCUGGACCAGACCUGGCAGACGCUCGCGUUCUACAUCCUGGCCCCGCUCGUCAUUCUGAUCCUCAACUUUCUCGGGGUGUUCUACUAUGGCGUCGUCGAGACGAUUGGCGGGUUUUUGAAGAUCUGUCUUGUCCUGGGGGUCUCCAUCUUCUUAUAUGUCAUUGCUGCUCAGCAUGGUCGAGGGGGGGAGAUUGGCCCGAUCAACGAUGGCUUUGAAAAUAAGACCCAAUUUGUUAGCAAUCAUUCCAAAGCAGUUUGCUACGCAAUCCCCCUCGUCGCCUACAGCUUUCAGGGCGUGGAGAUCAUCGCCUUGACCGCGUUCGAAGCCCGAGACGCUGCCGCCAUCCGCUGGCCAUCCAGAUGGAUUGCCUAUGUGGUCGUGGUUCUAUAUCUGCUCUGCACAGUGGGCGAGGCGCUCAAUGUCUGCUGGAAAGACACCAAUCUGCCCUACAUCUACAGCGGGGCGGGCAACAGCACCACCGCUUCUCCACCAUUAAAUCCGCCAUCAAACAGCAUGGUUAUCAUUGCCGCGUGGAAGUCCGGCAAUCAGAAUUUCGCCGGCUUUCUUAACGCCUGUCUCAUCUUCAGUGCUCUGUCGGCCUCCAACACUUCCCUGUAUGUCGGUUCCCGGACGCUGUACGGCAUCACGCGCGAGAUGCCCGACACGAACUGGUUCAAUCGACGCAUCAAGCGGUUGAGUCUGGUGGUAAAGGGGACUGGUGUGCCUGCUGCGGCCCUCCUCUUCUCGGCGGUUUCAUUCUUCUGGCUGCCGUUCCUUCAGCUCAAGGGUGGAUACGCUCUUGAAGACCUGAUUGAGAUCAUGUCCGUUUCCGCGAGUGUGGCCUGUCUCAUCGUGUGGGCGGCCCUGUGUUUGGCCUUUAUUCGCUAUCAGCGAUGGCUCAAAAUCUGCGACGCCGACUUGGCCAGACUGUACCCGGAAUUCAAGCGGGAUUCCCAACAGUACACGCCCCGGACCUUCCUUGGCUGGCUCCAGCCCCUGGUCGCCUGGAUCGGGCUGGUGGGCUGCAUCCUCGUUUUCGGCUUUGCGAGCGCAACCUGGUGGGAUACCCGCCACAUCGUCCUUUUCGUCCUCUUCAUCUUCCUCAAACUCAUGAACAAGAGACUGUUCAAGCCGUGGGGCGUGAAACUCGACUCGGAUGUCCAACGCCUCGUCGAGGAAUUGGAUCGGUUGAAUUAUAAAACGCUCGAUCCGACACCGUCUAGAGCUACCCAUUGGUUCAGGACGAGGCUGCUGCGUUUGCGGGGAAAAGGCACACCGAGCAGAAACAAUAAUAAUAAUCCGGAUGAUAACGUGGCAGCACCGACAGCGAUAGUAACGUCGAAUGGACAUGCUGUGGAAGGAGAAGGAGGAGGAUCUGGCGGCAUCCUUGUCGAAGGCAACAGAGGGGGGACGAGAGUGACUGUCACCGACACGUCGUCAUUCUUCCUGGCUGACAAUAGAAGGCAAUACUAUCAAACUGAUCAAACUUACUUAAAGGAAUACGCACUUUAA